GGUGCUCAACUGAACGCACUUGUAUGUAUCACUCGGACUGCAUUCUUCCUUUCACAUUAAAAAAUAAAAGAAAACACAAAUUAAUUUUUCUCAUUAUUGUUCAUAAAAAGUCUUAAUUUUGCAUUCAACAAACGCAACAAUUGCAUCUAAAUCAAAAUAAUGAACUCAAUAAUGGAUAUACCCAAUUAAGUGGCUCACAAUUUUUACUUCAAAGUGGUCUUAUCGAGACUAUACUAUGUGGAUUAUGUGCGGGUGUGUUGACCAAAGUGACUAGGCAUUGGCUCGUGUGAUUGCUAAUUACUGCAUAGAAAAAAGAGGAAAAUAAAUUACACUAAUUCCUUCUUAAUGGCGAAUUCUAUUUUCUAAAUAAUCUAUCUAAUCGGUGCACCAACAAAGAAAAUAAAAUCGUUGCUUUUGUUCCAAUCCAAGUGUAUACUCUCGAUUUCAUGAUCUUUUCUUCUUCUGUUGCACUUUCGCACCUCUCAAACUCAGCCCAACUAUCGACAUCGACGACUUUUAGCAGGCUCGUUUUUGUCGUUGUCGUUGUCGUUGCCGUUGUCGUUUCAUUCCUCCUCCCUCUGCCGUUUCCGUCUCCGAAUCCCCGUCCAAGUACGAGGGUGUAGUACAAUAUCGCAUUGAACACAACAACAACAACACAUAAAGAAGAAAAAAAAAUCACAAAGAACUACCACUCUGUCGCCGCCGCCCGCCGCCUGCCGUCAGCAGCCACUCUCCAGUUCUCCACUCCAUACAACCCACCACCAUCACGUUCGCCCAACAACAACAACAACAGGAACAACAACUUCAACAAAAAUAACAAACUAAAGAAAAUAAUUUACAAAAAAAAAUAAAAGCAAAGCAAUAAUGCGCGAAUUCAAAGUUGUGGUGUUGGGCUCCGGGGGUGUGGGCAAAUCCGCCCUCACAGUGCAAUUUGUGUCGGGCUGCUUCAUCGAGAAGUACGACCCCACCAUCGAGGAUUUUUACCGCAAGGAAAUUGAAGUCGAUAAUUCACCAUGCGUCCUCGAGAUCCUCGACACCGCAGGCACAGAGCAAUUCGCUUCGAUGCGGGAUCUCUACAUAAAGAACGGCCACGGCUUCAUUGUGAUGUACUCGCUGACCAAUCACCAGACCUUCCAGGAUAUAUCCAGCAUGAAGAAUGUCAUCAAUCGCGUCAAGGGCAGUCAGCCCGCCCCCAUUCUCCUAGUCGCUAACAAAUUUGAUCUAGACUGCCAAAGAGAGGUCUCCACAGCUGAAGGCAAUGCUUUGGCCCAACAAUGGGAAUGUCCCUUUAUCGAGGCAUCGGCAAAGGAUCGAAUCAAUGUCAACGAAGUGUUUGCAACAAUUGUAAGAGAAAUGAAUAUUUCUUCAGAGAAAAGACAGAAAAAAAGUGAUUGGUGUUGCACGCUCUUAUAGCGAAUAUUAUUUUAAACAAAAGCAAUUUAUUAAUCAAAACAAAAACAAAAAAAAUUAAAUAAUCAUUUACGUGCAAGUGAACUAAAAAACAGAAAAAAAAACAAAAAAAAAAUAAAAAAAACUUAAUCCAAAAUAAAGGACAAAUAACAAACAAAAAAAAAGCAAAAAAAAUAAAAAUAAAACAGUACUUUUAUAUAAAUUAAUGUAUAAUUUUUUAUAUAUUGAACUUAAAAUUCUAUACAUAUUAUAUACAUGUUUAGCUGAUAAAUCGAGAACGAUAAUGGGAAGCAUUAAGCAUUUUUUAAUGUUCAUUGAAACGAAGAAAUAUUAAGAGCAUUUUCUCCUUAUCCUUAUCCUCAUUCCCUUAUCCUUAUUACCUUGUUCCUCUUCCUUUGCAUCUUCCUUGUCUAUCAACCCCAAUUAGCAACGCAAUCCCAAUCCCAAUUAAAUGUCCACUAAUGAAGAACGUACCCAUCUUAAUCAUCAUCCCUCUAACACCUAGUUCCCUCUUCUAGAUGUAUAAACAACAACAACAACAACACACGAUAUGCAUAUAUAUUAUUAUAAAAAUUUAAAAAAAAAAGCAUGUGGUAAAAUUAAAACAAACAAAAAUAAUUAUGUAAUGAUAUCUGAGUGGCAAAUAAGAAAAUAAAAAAUUAAAAAGAAACUAAUGUACGUUGUGUGCUGGUCUACAGGAAAAUUAAACAAAACAAAAAAUUACUACAUUUUUCUUUUAAUUUAAUUAUUUUUUUCUUGGAAAGAAAAAAAACUUUCCAAAGCAAAACAAACUUUGUCAAAUUAUGAGAAUUAAAAACAAACGAACCCUUUACAUAAAAAUACUUACAAUAUUAUAUUACCUACAUAUUUUAUAUAAUAAUUAUUAUUUCAAUCUUGCUUAGUUUUUAUUUUUUUUUUCUUCUUAAAAAAGCAAACAAAAUUUGUAUAAUUUAAGAAACUGUAUAGCGCAAAAAAUACCGUUAGUCAAUAAAUUUUCUUUAUGAAAAAUUAAAAAAUA
Eupeodes corollae is the source of this 2428-nucleotide messenger RNA. RefSeq names its product ras-related protein Rap-2c (gene Rap2l). The record is from RefSeq and is a predicted model, not a curated record. The transcript has a single exon. NCBI's taxonomy places the organism in Eukaryota, Metazoa, Arthropoda, Insecta, Diptera, Syrphidae. Gene Ontology annotation, biological process: Rap protein signal transduction; negative regulation of cell migration. Gene Ontology annotation, cellular component: plasma membrane. Gene Ontology annotation, molecular function: GTP binding; GTPase activity; GDP binding. The coding region runs from base 865 to 1413 and encodes 182 amino acids.